AUUACCCGUUUCCUAUUCGAUCUGUGUCCAACUACUAGCGUCGUCCCUCGAGGCCAGCUGAUGAGUGGUUUGUACCUGUGGAGGAGAAACACAGGUAAAUUGAAUGCUAGUGUUCCCUUCUCACCCUAAUGGUCACGGGUGCUUGGAGGAAAAUGUCGGAUUUAUUUUGGGCAAGAAAAAAGUUUCACAUUUGGAAUAAAAACACCCUGCAAGACGAACUUGAGCCGAAUGUUCUCGGUACUGCUUGCUGCCGUACUCUUGGGACUGGGACAUUCUGGAGGCAGUGUAUUGUCGACGAAAAUAGUCGUCCUCAUCGACAGGGAUUUGUAUGUCGACUUCUUCUCACGUGAUUGGUCAUCCCUAUUAUCAGCUGCAUACAAUGUAUCUUCAUCAGAGAUUCUGACUUAUCGGAUGAACAAUAAAAACACCGCUUUCCAUAUCUCUUCGCUCUGUGGAAAAUUCAAGGGUGACGUUGUCGUCAUACUUGACACGACUCCCUCGUGCACGUUUGCCAACGUUGCUGCCACCUUGUUCAGACAUUACAUACGGGUGUCCAACAGAAAGUGUAACGGUCAUAAAGUAAUAGACAUACGUCCCGAUCUUACAUUUUACAGCGAGGCUGCAUUAAACUUCACUAACCUAGGAAUAACAACAAUAGCCAAGACUGCCUUCCUCUAUGAUGACAUCUUUGGUAAUGGCAGUAUCCCGGAUGUUCUGUAUCGUGAGGUACCAAACGUCCUCACUCGGAAGAUGAUGAUGACAUCGGACAACAGCUUGGCGUCAUGGCUAACCCAGCUGGCAUUAGGGAAAACACUGCGUUAUAUUGUUGCAGUGGGAACAAAGUCAUCCCUCGAAAUCCUGCUGGAAGUGGCUUGUCAAGUAGGUGUCCCCGAUACCUUUCACUGGGUCGUAGUUCUUACCGACUCAUUACAGUUCAACAUGCCAAGCUGCCCCAUCAAGCACCUGGUCAUGUUCCGCCACCGUCUGACGUGGAACAACGUUCCAGGUGCUCACACCAAUGGCAGUAUAGAUACUGGUUUUCUCAUUGAUGGUUUAGCGACAGCCAUGACGAUUUUAAGCAGCCAGAUUGACGAUCACUAUAACAACCAAUGUAGUGAGACCUGUAUUUCAGCAGAAGGCGACGUUUCUGAGCUACACACUGACACAUAUCCUGGAAUCACUGGUAAUAUAUCGUUGUCGCCUUCGCGGACUGAAACUAUGGUGUUGGAGCUGUUAAAGGAUAAUUAUUUAAGGACAAACCAAACAGCAGUAAGUACGAAUGUAUAG
This is a messenger RNA of Haliotis rubra (blacklip abalone), 1287 nucleotides long. RefSeq lists its product as uncharacterized. The coding region runs from base 229 to 1287 and encodes 352 amino acids. The transcript has 7 exons. Lineage: Eukaryota; Metazoa; Mollusca; Gastropoda; Lepetellida; Haliotidae. The record is from RefSeq and is a predicted model, not a curated record.